GGCUCCUGGUCCCCACGGCUGCGAACUGAUCCGGCGCGGUGGGGAGGAGGAGGAGAGCUCAGGCGAGCGGGCACGAGCCAGGGCAGAGCGCCGUGGGGCACAGCGAAUAGUGACCGCCUUCCGGAGCCGGGAUUCAUGACUGUCCUCGGGACCUGCGGAGGGGACUUGAGGGCUGAGUAUGAGCCAGGCUGCUAGGAGCCAGGUACCCCCACGCCUGCAGUCCCCGCGCCGUCCCCGGUAUGCGAGCUGGACGCAGGGCUCUCCCAAGUUCCCACUAAGCCGAAUAAAAAGCGUCCUCCCGCAGCUCUCCACGCAAGACAGACAUUGACUCCAGGACUCCACAGAAUGGAGCAAGAAUGAGAGGAAAAAGGCCGGCAGAAAAGCAUGAACUGGAGGUUUGUUGAGCUCCUCUCCUUCCUGAUUAUAUGGGGCCCUAUCUCAGUGCAGCCCUCCCACCAGGAGUCAGCUGGGACAGACCAACAUGUCUCCAAGGAAUUUGAUUGGCUUAUUUCAGACAGGGGGCCUUUCCACCACUCCAGGAGCUACCUGUCCUUUGUGGAAAGACACCGUCAAGGAUUUACAACCAGAUAUAAAAUAUACAGGGAGUUUGCCCGUUGGAAGGUGAGGAACACAGCCAUUGAGAGGAGAGAUCUGGUCCGUCAUCCAGUGCCCCUCAUGCCGGAGUUUCAAAGGAGCAUCCGCCUGCUUGGCAGGAGACCCACCACUCAGCAAUUCAUCGAUACCAUCAUCAAAAAGUACGGCACGCACCUCCUCAUCUCUGCCACCUUGGGAGGGGAGGAGGCUUUAACCAUGUACAUGGAUAAGAGUCGCCUCGACAGGAAAUCAGGGAAUGCCACUCAAAGUGUUGAAGCUCUGCACCAGCUUGCAUCAUCCUACUUUGUUGACCGUGAUGGCACCAUGAGGAGGCUCCAUGAGAUCCAGAUAUCAACUGGAGCAAUCAAGGUCACAGAGACACGUACUGGGCCUCUGGGCUGUAACAGCUAUGAUAAUCUGGACUCUGUGAGUUCUGUCCUUCUGCAAAGCACGGAGAGUAAACUGCACCUUCAAGGUCUUCAGAUAAUCUUCCCUCAGUAUCUGCAAGAGAAGUUUGUCCAAUCAGCCCUGAGUUACAUCAUGUGCAAUGGUGAAGGGGAGUACGUAUGCCAUGACAGCCAGUGUCGCUGCCAGUGUGCAGAGGAGUUCCCACAGUGCAACUGCCCCAUCACUGACAUCCAGAUUAUGGAGUACACACUGGCCAACAUGGCUAAGUCUUGGGCUGAAGCUUAUAAGGACCUGGAGAAUUCAGAUGAAUUUAAAUCAUUCAUGAAGCGUCUUCCCAACAACCACUUCCUGACCAUCGGGAGCAUCCAUCAGCACUGGGGCAACGACUGGGACCUGCAGAACCGCUACAAGCUCUUGCAGAGCGCCACCGAGGCCCAGCGGCAGAAGAUCCAGCGCACGGCCCGCAAGCUCUUCGGCCUGAGCGUCCGCUGCCGCCACAAUCCCAACCACCAGCUGCCCAGAGAGAGGACCAUUCAGCAGUGGCUUGCAAGGGUACAGUCACUUCUCUACUGCAAUGAGAAUGGGUUCUGGGGGACCUUCCUGGAGAGCCAGAGGAGCUGCGUCUGCCAUGGUAGCACCACGCUUUGCCAGCGCCCCAUCCCCUGCAUCAUAGGCGGGAAUAACAGCUGUGCCAUGUGCAGCCUGGCCAACAUCUCACUCUGUGGCUCCUGCAACAAGGGCUACAAGCUGUACCGAGGCCGCUGCGAGCCACAGAACGUGGACUCGGAGCGGAGCGAGCAGUUCAUUAGCUUCGAGACAGACCUGGACUUCCAGGAUCUGGAGCUUAAGUACUUGUUGCAGAAGAUGGACUCGCGCCUCUAUGUCCACACCACUUUCAUCAGCAACGAGAUCCGCCUCGACACCUUCUUUGACCCUCGGUGGCGCAAGCGCAUGUCCCUCACACUCAAGAGCAACAAGAACCGCAUGGACUUCAUACACAUGGUGAUUGGCAUGUCAAUGCGCAUCUGCCAGAUGCGCAACAGCAGCCUAGACCCCAUGUUCUUUGUCUAUGUUAACCCGUUCAGUGGUAGUCACUCGGAGGGCUGGAAUAUGCCCUUCGGGGAAUUCGGCUACCCACGCUGGGAAAAGAUCCGCCUCCAAAACAGCCAAUGCUACAACUGGACUCUCUUGCUGGGCAACAGGUGGAAAACGUUUUUCGAGACGGUCCAUAUUUACCUACGUAGUCGGACUCGGCUCCCUACCCUCCUGCGCAAUGAGACUGGCCAGGGCCCUGUGGACCUGUCAGAUCCCUCCAAGAGGCAGUUCUACAUCAAGAUCUCAGAUGUGCAGGUGUUUGGAUACAGCCUGAGAUUCAAUGCCGACCUCCUCCGAAGCGCAGUACAGCAGGUCAACCAGUCCUAUACACAAGGCGGCCAAUUCUACUCCUCUUCAUCCGUGAUGCUCCUCUUGUUGGAUAUUCGGGACCGAAUUAACCGAUUGGCCCCUCCAGUGGCCCCAGGGAAACCCCAGCUGGACCUGUUCUCCUGUAUGCUGAAACACCGACUGAAACUGACCAACUCCGAGAUCAUCAGAGUGAACCACGCCUUGGAUCUCUACAACACCGAGAUUCUCAAACAGUCGGACCAGAUGACCGCCAAACUCUGCUAACCCGGACUCCUUGCCCCGACUUUCCCUUUUGAUGUACAAACGAAACAAAACAGAACGAAACAAAACACAACAAAAAUUUGUAAAAUGUAAUUAAUAGUCAAAGAAAAGGAGGAAAAUC
This is a messenger RNA of Ochotona princeps (American pika), 2788 nucleotides long. It is a transcript of the gene BRINP1, whose product is annotated as BMP/retinoic acid inducible neural specific 1. Lineage: Eukaryota; Metazoa; Chordata; Mammalia; Lagomorpha; Ochotonidae. The coding region runs from base 385 to 2670 and encodes 761 amino acids. Gene Ontology annotation, biological process: positive regulation of neuron differentiation; negative regulation of mitotic cell cycle. The transcript has 8 exons. The record is from RefSeq and is a predicted model, not a curated record.